AUGGCUCAGAAACCCCAGCAAUUCGACGUUUUGGGGGAAACCAGGGCUAGAAUUGAUCGCCCUAGGGACUCUCUGGCUUUGAUCUUCAAAAGAGCCUUGGAACUUGGGCUGGACGACGUCUCCAAGGAUGGCGGCGUUCGAUUUACGGUAGGCACGAUGUGCUCUGGGACCGACGCCCCCAUCCUGGCCCUCCGCGAGCUUCAAGACGCGGCCCUGGCCAUGGGCUACAACCACCUCUUCGAUUUUGAUCAUCAGUUCAGUGUCGAGAUCGAAGCGUACAAGCAAGCUUUCAUCGAGAGAAACUCGAAGCCGUCCGGUGAGAUCUACCGCGACGUCGUCCAAGUGUCUGAUCCCGAGCAGAAAAGACGCCUCAACAAUAAACGAGACAUCUUGGCCAAGCACUCAGUCCUCAGCAGACUGUACGAAGAAGCCAAGAACACCAGAAAUGGUCUUGAUUUUGGUACAGUAACGCCUCAAAGUCAGUCGCAUGAUGUGCGCAUGGCCCUGCAGGAUGUCCGCGAUUCCUUCCAUAUGGAAGGCGAGUCUGUCAAAACAUUCGGCUCAAUCCUGCAGUUUAUAUACGACCAGCGACCUAAACUCAUCAUCCUAGAGAAUGUUUCUCAUGCGCCUUGGCGCGCCUUCACCCACUUCUGGCUUCCCUUGGUAGGUUACGUGGCUCUAUCGAUGAAAGUGGACAGCAAGAAUUUCCUCGUUCCACAAACCAGAACUCGAGGCUACCUGGUUGCUGUUGAUCAGUGGCACUAUGGUACCGAAAUGUGUAAAAGCAUCGCGCGACUGUGGUCAAGCAUGAUGGAGUCGUCCAAUUGGUUUCCGAAUCAGUAUCCAGAAGUCCAUAAAUUUCUUCUAUCAUCGAUGGACCAGCGAAUACUCGAGGCACGAGCAAUCGAGGAGCGAAAGAUAGCUGAGAACAUGGCCAGGGAUGUGGAAGCCAGGAUGUGCGCUUACGAUCACGCCAAGGUUCGACGGCAGCAGGGACUUGGACCUGACCGACCUUUUACUCAACGGGAUGGUCGGGGUAAUCUCUUACCCAGAGAUACGUCUUGGCAGGCGUACAUCAGAGGCACAUCCAGCCGUGUCCAAGAUCUCCUCGACAUCACGUGGCUGUCAGAGCGCAAAAAGGCAGGCAGAGAUCUCAACUACAAGGCAAAAUAUCUUGACCUUGGUGUAGGUGUUGAGCGGCUCAAAACACAAAUUGGUAUUGUAGGGUGCGUCUUGCCCGACGGUGACCUUUUCGCCACAGAUCAGGGGCGGCCGAUAUUGGGUAUUGAGGCACUCUCGCUCCAAGGGCUACCUAUUGAUCGUAUCCGCACCUCUGUCGAAACCCAGGCCGACCUCCACGAUAUGGCUGGAAAUGCCAUGACGACCACAGUCGUCGGCGCUGCCACCCUCUGCGUCCUGAUAGCUGAACGCCGGGUGACUCGAUCCAGUGGUUUCCACAACGGCCUGCCUCUUCUGGACAACGGUGCAAGCACCAGAACGCAGCACUUAAAGCACCUAUUUGCCAUUCGCCAAUCCGACCGCAACGAAGUAACCGAUGUAGCAUUUGCCUUGCUCCAAUAUUGCCCCAGCUAUUCAACUGCGCAGAAAGACCAGGCGGCUGUUACCCACCUCAUAAUGAUACUUCAGAAAGGACGGAGGUAUUGUCCCUGUGCAGGAUAUCGCAAGCAUAACCCGGCGACUGGUCUCAUGAUCUGUACAAUUUGCAACCAGGUGCGAUGUGUAACCUGUGCGGGUAAUCCUGCUCACGCUUUCGAAAUGCUUUUUACUGGGCCUCUAUGGUCCUGGGAUGAGACCAUCCACGCUCUGAGAGGCAUUCUACCGAAUCGGUUUGCUUUGACCGGAGGCCAUGGCAUACCUCAGGACGACAAGGAUGUCAAGAGAUUAUGUUUGAGCCUUCACGCCACCGAGAAGGAAGAAAGAAAUAUCACCUUCCGACUUCGCGAAUUGCGCAAAUGCCUCUGGGCUGUCUACUAUCUAGACCACUUCGACAACAGCCAGGUUAUCGUGGCAACUUACGUCUCAACUUGCGGCCGUAUCGAGCUCUCCAUUGGUUCAGAUCAGGUUGUUUGGUAUCUGUACUUACCAGAGCCGCUUGAGCCCGGCUCAUUCAAACAACGAGCUGCUCCCCCCAUCGCUCGAGCCACACUCGACAAGUUGCGUCACAAGCACAUGAACCAUCAGCAUCAUCAGGUCGAGAGCACUGCAGGGCGAAGUUUCUAUGCCCCUGUCGACUCGUGCUCUGCGAUGGCUCGCUCUGCCCUCGAUGAUGAGAAGGCUCUCCUGUUCGUCAGCAACAAGAAGCUCAAGGCCCAGCUCUUCGACGCGCUUGCGGAGGACGACAACGUCGAUGUGUACAUGACCACCGGCACACACCACGAUACUGACGCCAUCCGAUACUUCAAAGAGCCCAAUGAAAACGGCAAAACCAAGGUUCUCGUCCAGAGCCUCAUGUCCGAGGAGUCCGCCGGCACGAACCUUACCGAGGCCAACCACGUCAUGUUUGCUGCGCCCCUGCACACCGACAGACGCAACCACUACAUGUACAUGCGACAGGCCCGGGGUCGCGCCAUCCGCUUCGGCCAGACCCGGCCGGUGAAGGUCUACCACUUCGUCACGGCGCACACGAUGGAGGUUGACGUCCUGGAGCACCGACUCAGACACAAGCUGCUCAUCCCCGAGGGCGGCGACCGCAUGCCCCUCGACGACCUCGACUACAAGCUCUACGCUCUAGACACCCGAGCUGCUUCCAGAGGCCCACCGAGUGCCACCAAAGAAGCCUCUGCUGCUACUACGGUCUCACCCGCGUUAAGAAGAAUCCGACCUUACAUUGACGAAUCUGUGAGCAAGCUCGAACCGGGAACACAUCGAGAAGUGCUUUACAGAAUGACAGCCGAGACUUCUGAAGACUUACACGUCAUCAUUCCCGGGGCCUUGAGUUUCCCGGAUGUUGCGCAGGCGCCUAUCCCGGUGCUUCAACUGAGAAUUGACAUCCCUGACCUCCCAUUUCCGGUGCAUUUGCUCCCGCAGCUGUGGAAAACGGAUGGAGAGAUCUUCAAGGAGUGUGCCAAAGAGACGGGCCCUGGCGAGAAAUGGAUGCGCGUGAGCGAUCACCACCACAAGGAUGCGCUCUCUCUCAUAUCGUUUGCUCUCGGCGCACUCAAAGCUGAUCACUUGCCUCGAGAAUUCAAAGCCGGGCUACUCGAGCGGGCUGGAACUGCUUGCCAGAUCCUUGACGCCGAUUUCCCCGACCCCAAGAUACAUCUGCUUUGGGAGGGACUCAAAGUUAAAAAGCUGUUUGACGAUUCAGAAGCUGCUCAAAAACUAGCCGAGUCUUACAGUAAACGACCGCUUCCUGUGGAGUUGGAUGUUCAAAUUGUCAGGGCCGAUCAACCUCGGCACACAGGCGACCUCUACAGCGGCCGUGCAAGGGGCAACAUUGCUCAGGAACCUGAGCUUAUCGUUCGUAUCCUCUUCAACCCAACUGCACUAGCUCACAGGGCUUGGUUACAUCUUCCUCGAGACGGAUUGAUCAGGGGUAUCCGCCGCGAUGUCAUGCAGGACGGCCACAUCGGUUUUGCUGUUGAUGUGGAGUUCGUUGACCCUAGCCUAAAGAUGAUCGAGCCUUUUGAAGCUUGCUUAUCCCAAGACGUCAUUCCCUCCGCAACCUGCGACUUGGCUAUCCAGUUACCCUCUUUUGACUCUUGUGGUGUCCAGCUGCGUCCAGACCAGAUCCAGUCUGUCCAAUGGAUGAUCGAGAAGGAGAGCAGCAACAGCUGCUUCGUCGAGAAGGAGGUGGAAGAGUUCCUUGUUCCGUCGUCAAGCAUUCGUCUCCGCUCCCACGCUGAAGUUGUCAACAGAGCUAGGGGAGGCGUUUUAGCUCACGACGUUGGAUUCGGCAAGACCAUCGUCACCCUAGCCCUCAUAGACCAUCAGCGCAAUCUGAGCGAUGAGAGGUCUACGAUUGAGCGGCAUGCAUGGACACAGGAGAGACACUGCCAUCUGAAGGCCACUUUGAUUGUCUGUCCCCCCCAGAUUGUCGACCAGUGGCGCGAUGAGAUAGAAAGGUUUCUUGGUUCCGAGAACUGGAACGUCGUCGUCAUCAACGCGAAGACGCCUUUUCAUCGCGGUAUGCUCGAGACGGCGGACUUAGUCAUUCUGAGCACCGCCUUCAUUCACUCCUCCGCUUUUGUUCAAACCCUCACCAGAGUGGCCGGGGCUGCCAAAUUCCACGAUGCCAGUGGAGCUUCGUCGAGAGAGUUCAACAUUUGGUAUCGCGAGGCUGUCACCGACCUGGAGGACUCAUACCAGUGCUACGCUGACAACAACAAAAACAACGGCGCUCUCGCGAAACAUAUCUCGCUUCGAACUCAGGAACGAAAGGCCAGCUUUGAGAAGGCUCGAGCCGCCUGUAUCGUGGAGUCUCACCGUAAGGAUCAGAAGGUCAAGGCGACAGCCCGCACACAGCGGGCGACGAAAACGCGCAAGAAACCAAGGCGGACUGCCACCGCCGCUUCUGAAUCUGAUCACUCUGCUGAGUCCGACUCAGACUCUGCCAUGGCCGACAGAAAGCGCAAGGUGGCUACCCCUCACGUCGUUAACGACUUCAAGGAUGCCACAGCCCUACAGAUGUACUCGUUCGACCGCGUGGUGCUCGACGAGUUCUCGUACGAGAACAAAAGUACCGCGGCUUUCGUGGCCAAUUGUGUGGCAUCCUCCAAAUGGGUACUUUCCGGCACACCGCCCAUGGCAGACCUGAGCCAGGUGUGCGCCAUCGCCGACCUCGUCAACAUCCACGUCGCUCGACCUGAGGCGUCGGUGCCAAAAUCUUUCCCAAGCAUCACAAGAGGCCCAAGACUCGACAAGACCACAAGAGGCGAGGCGAUGCGCCAGUACGCUGACCCCAAGUCGGCCCAGUUUGCGCUCGAGCGUCACGAACAGGCCCGUAUCUUUAUUGAGCACAAGAUGACCCGACGAGAGACCGAUAUUUCCCACAUUGGGGUUACCGAGCAGGUCAUUGUUUGCAGGCUCGACCCUGUCAGCUCCGUUGUAUACGCCCAGCUGCAGCAGGUUCUGUACGAUGCGCGUUGGGACAUUGAAGAGGUGCCCGGAGACAUGCGCGCCAUCAUCGACUGGCUGCUGCAACAGACCGGAAACAACAAGGCGUCGAAGGCGCGAGAGAACCUGCGCAUGUCGUGGCACAACACGAUCCAGUCGCUUUUGGUUCAGUCGUCGACUAAUCUGUCGGCCUACGGCGGAAACAUGAAGAAGCUCGGCAUGGAUGUUAGGGCAGGCGCCGUUUCUGGCAUCACCGUGCUGACCAGCAUGCGGACAAUCUACCAAAGGCUCCAGGCCCGUUCCAAGGCCAUGAUCAAGAGCCAGUUCGACAUGCUGAUGUAUGUCGUCGAUCAAGUGCAGAUGAGCGGCCUUCUCGCAAUGACCAACGCCAAGGGCAGAGACAAGACCAAGCAGGACAAGGCCAUCUACUACCAAGACCACCUUGACGACUUUAUCCAAAGGUUCACUGCUGAUAGACCUUGGAGCUUUGGAGACGCCGAGAUCAGAGACGACUUCUGGAAGGGCGGAAACGGUGUGUACGGUGCUAUCGACUGGUGGAAGCUGACGGAGGAGGACGUCGAAGCUAUGGAUGAGGAUGAGCUCAAACACGUGGAAGCCAAUCUCGUUUGCUUCAAAGCAAGCUACAAUUCCGAAAGUCAGAUUGAAGCCACAAGCCAGCAGCUCAAGGAGUCGGUCUGUGAUCUGCUGAAAGCCAACGUGCUGGACCAGUAUCACGAAGCAGAGCCUGAGAAGGUGGCUGCCAAUAUCGGGCUGGCUUCUGCUACACUCCUCGAUGCCUACUGGAAGGACACAACAAAGUCCAAAGACUUUGAGUUUGGCAACAAAUUCCGGCCUUACCGCCCUCAGUUGAACGAGGAAGAGACUGAUCGCGGUACCAGUCACGAUCAAGCCACGAACCGUAUGGCCAUGGCUCUCCAAAGCGUACAGGCCGGCAUAGAGGAAUACAUCCGCCAGGCUCGCCGGCUCCGUGUGCUCGGCAUUGUGCAAUCCUUAUUCGCGUUUGCCCAGGAUUUGGAGGCCGGUCAUAAGCCACGUGCUCCAACUUGUAGUGUUUGCGGCUCGCAGGACAACACUGAGAUAAAGGACCUCAGCCUCUUCAUCACCUGUGGCCACCUACUGUGCUCAAGAUGCGUCACAGCACAUGAGCAUCAGCAUCAUCAGGUCGAGAGCACUGCGGGCGAGGUUCUAUGCCCUGUCGACUCGUGCUCUGCGAUGGCUCGCUCUGCCCUCGUCCCCUGCACGCAGCUCAUUUCUGCCACGGCAGCCUCAACUCUCGAUUUUGAGGGCAAGAGCGCCAAGGUAAUGAAGAUUUUGGACGUCAUACGCACCGAUGUCAAGGAUGAUGAGAAGGCUCUCCUGUUCGUCAGCAACAAGAAGCUCAAGGCCCAGCUCUUCGACGCGCUUGCGGAGGACGACAACGUCGAUGUGUACAUGACCACCGGCACACACCACGAUACUGACGCCAUCCGAUACUUCAAAGAGCCCAAUGAAAACGGCAAAACCAAGGUUCUCGUCCAGAGCCUCAUGUCCGAGGAGUCCGCCGGCACGAACCUUACCGAGGCCAACCACGUCAUGUUUGCUGCGCCCCUGCACACCGACAGACGCAACCACUACAUGUACAUGCGACAGGCCCGGGGUCGCGCCAUCCGCUUCGGCCAGACCCGGCCGGUGAAGGUCUACCACUUCGUCACGGCGCACACGAUGGAGGUUGACGUCCUGGAGCACCGACUCAGACACAAGCUGCUCAUCCCCGAGGGCGGCGACCGCAUGCCCCUCGACGACCUCGACUACAAGCUCUACGCUCUAGACACCCGAGCUGCUUCCAGAGGCCCACCGAGUGCCACCAAAGAAGCCUCUGCUGCUACUACGGUCUCACCCGCGUUAAGAAGAAUCCGACCUUACAUUGACGAAGUGGAAACCAGGAAGCUUCUCGACUCGCAGGAGUAUGAUGAGUGGCAGGAUAGGCUUGAUGUGCCGCCCUAA
Verticillium alfalfae VaMs.102 is the source of this 7080-nucleotide messenger RNA. RefSeq lists its product as hypothetical. Lineage: Eukaryota; Fungi; Ascomycota; Sordariomycetes; Glomerellales; Plectosphaerellaceae. The transcript has 7 exons. Gene Ontology annotation, molecular function: ATP binding; ATP-dependent chromatin remodeler activity. Bases 1 to 7080 code for a protein of 2359 amino acids. The record is from RefSeq and is a predicted model, not a curated record.